Molecule: messenger RNA, 1995 nt
Organism: Cynara cardunculus var. scolymus (artichoke)
Lineage: Eukaryota; Viridiplantae; Streptophyta; Magnoliopsida; Asterales; Asteraceae
Product: heat stress transcription factor A-7a-like
Exons: 3
Coding region: 374-1333 (319 amino acids)
Biological process (GO): regulation of transcription by RNA polymerase II
Cellular component (GO): nucleus
Molecular function (GO): RNA polymerase II cis-regulatory region sequence-specific DNA binding; DNA-binding transcription factor activity
Source: RefSeq, a predicted model, not a curated record
UGAUCUAAGAUUUUCUGGCAAACUGUCAUUUUUCUUUCAUCAAUUUCCUUUCUGUCUUCUACGUCUACCUGAACGGAUCUUCAAACCCCCAAAUCUUCCUUAGAUUUCCCCCUUUUGUUUUCAUGCGGUCCAAAUGUUUGACCUUUUGUCUCAACGAAUUUUCUUGAUUCUUUCUGGGUUUACUGCAAAAUUUCAUGAACCGAUUUGAUAAUCAUAAAAACGAUUAAGAACUUUUCUGGUGAAUGAUACUGAUUUGAUUUGGGUUUUUGGGUUUUGUGGUUUACUGUAAAAUUCGAUGAGUCCAUUUGAUGAGAUUUGAUUGAAAAGAUUGUGAUUCUAUAGAGAAGUUUGUUUAAUUUAAGAGGAUUUGACCAUGAAUCAUUUCUAUCCAGUUGUUAAGGAAGAAUACCCUUCAGCUGUAUCCAGUGCUGAUCAGCCUGUGAUGGCAGACAUGCCACAGCCAAUGGAGGGUUUACAUGAUGCUGGACCUCCACCUUUCUUGACAAAAAUAUAUGAAAUGGUGGAUGAUCAAAGUAUGGAUCACAUUGUUUCUUGGAGUAGAGAAGGUCAAAGCUUUGUUGUUUGGGAUCCACAUGCUUUUUCUACUAAUCUCCUCCCACGAUACUUCAAGCACAACAAUUUCUCUAGCUUUGUGAGGCAGCUCAAUACUUAUGGUUUUAGAAAGAUCGAUCCGGAUUUAUGGGAAUUUGCAAAUGAAGGGUUUUUGAGGGGCCAAAGGCACAUGUUGAAGAACAUUAAACGCCGAAAAACUCCUCCUCAGGCUCUGGUGCCACAACAAGCCACAGCUCCAUGCAGGGAUCAUGGAAAACUACGAAUAGACAAUGAAGUCAAACGUUUGAAACGUGACAAACAGAUUCUUAUGAUGGAAUUAGUGAGGCUUAGACAACAGCAGCAAAAUACGAGGUCCCACCUUCAAGCGAUGGAGCUGAGACUACAAGGAACCGAGAAAAAGCAGCAAAAAAUGAUGGGGUUUUUAGCAAAAGCAAUGCAAAAUCCCGACUUUGUCCAGAAAUUGGUCCGGCAUGGUAAAAGAAAGGAUCUUGAAGAAACCAUCAUCAAGAAAAGAAGACGCCCGAUUGACCAUGGUGAAGGGUCAAAGCUUAUUAAAGCUGAACCUGAAGAAUCUGAAAUGUCUGAACUAGAUGCACUUGCUUUAGAAAUGCAAGGAUUUGGUAGAGCCAAAAGAAAUCAAGAGGAAACAGAAACACCAAAUGAUCUUGAUGGAUUUGAGGGUGGAGACAGAGAACUUGAUGAAGAAUUCUGGGAAGAGUUGUUCAAUGAAGAAUUUGGGAUAACGGGAAACGAAGGCUAAUAAAGUUGAAGAUGCGAAUUCUUCCAUUUGCUAAUGAUUCAUAAUGCAUCAAUCAUCACCUUCUUGAUCUUCCACUGUUAUUAAAAACUUCUAUUCUUGAUCUUUGUAGUUAGGUACAUGAACGGAUGAUGAUGAUGAUGAUGAAGAUAUGAAGAUCUUGGACAAAUUCAUGCUGAUUACUAGUUCUGAUGUUGGUUGGUUGACUUCUAUCUGAUUUUGUAUAGAAAAUCUAUGCAUUUUAUCACUUGGGUCUUCAUCUUAAUUAUUUUCUUGCCAAUUUACAGGAUACAGAUUCAUGAAAAGCACAAAUAAUGAAUCCCUCAAAGAAAUCCAACUUCUUUUCAGUUCUCCCAUCUUCUAAAUUGCUUUCUUUUCCCAGUUAAAAUUUCAGUUCUGUAGAUCUGAUCCCUUCAUAUGACUCUUUAUCUUGAUCAUUCAGAUCGGAAGCAUUUUCUUGGCCAGAAUUCAAGUGCUUGUUUCUGAGAUAACUCAAGAUUGAAGAUAUGAAGAUUCUUUGGCUGCAAUUUGGAAGUCAGCUAACCUUAGGACUCUUGAUGGCUACUUAAUGGUAUACUUAAUUGGGUUUGUUAAUUGAUAUGUUAAUUAGUGAUUAACUGAUAAAUGAUGUAUAUAGAACCCAUACAGUUAAUAAUGCCUUUGGA